Linum tenue is the source of this 2070-nucleotide messenger RNA. NCBI's taxonomy places the organism in Eukaryota, Viridiplantae, Streptophyta, Magnoliopsida, Malpighiales, Linaceae. The record is from the annotation of a GenBank genome assembly.
AGCACUAAACCAAUAAAUUUAAUUUAAACCCUCAGCCUCCACAUUUUGUCCUAUAAAUAGCAAGGCUCUCACGACUCGCUCAGUCUCGCUUCUCCUAGACGCUACUCACCCGUUCCGCCGCUCUUCCUUCGCGCUUCUGCAGUUCUGCUCUCUCCGCCCUCCGGCAGUCUCCUCCCUUCCCUUAUUUCCCACGGUGUCCAUGUAUUCUGAGUCACGCACUUUUCUGGGGAAAAAUUGGUUCAUGAAUCGUGGGAGGCUGUGGCGGUCUUGGAAGUUCUUCUUCAGGCAUUGGACUUGACAUCUGGAUCUCUCAGUAGUUUGUAGUUAGAGGGAAGGUGGGAGAUAGAGGGUAGUUAUAUGUGCAGAAGAUUUAGCUAUUUAGAGAAGAACAGAAAAAAACUAGUAGUAGUAGUAGUAGAUAAGGAAAACAAACAGCUGUAGAGGAUCUUGGUACAUUGUCCGCAACCCUUUUGUGCCUGUCAUGGUGGGAAACACAAGGCUACCCCCAGGUUUUCGUUUUCACCCGACUGAUGUCGAGCUGGUUAGGUUUUAUCUGAAGAGGAAAGUGAUGGGAAAGAAGCUCCCUUUUCAUUGCAUUGAGGAGCUCGACCUCUACAAGUUCCCUCCUUGGGAUCUCCCACAGAAGUCGGUGUUGAGAACUGGAGAUCUGAAGUGGUACUUCUUUUGCCCUAGAGAGAAGAAGUAUGCAAGUGGCACAAGGAUGAAUCGUGCUACUGAAUUUGGGUACUGGAAGACCACAGGGAAAGAUAGAACAGUUUCUUAUGACAAUGAGGUGUCUGGAAUGAUCAAGACUCUGGUUUUCCACCGGGGUAAAGCACCAAAGGGGGAGCGGACUGAUUGGGUUAUGUAUGAGUAUAGACUGGAGGACAAGAAGUUGACUGAAAGUGGCAUUGCUCAGGACUCUUAUGUCCUUUCUGUGAUCUUUAAGAAGGAUGGGCCAGGACCUAAAAAUGGUGCUCAAUAUGGGGCACCAUUCAAGGAGGAAGAUUGGGAGUUGGAGGAUAAUGACGAAGAGGAAGUGAAUGAUAUAGGAGCUGCUUUAUGGGCUGGUGGGUCUACUACUCCCCCAUCUAAGGGACUGUCAGUUGAUCCUGUGAGUUCAGUGCCUGAAGGUAGUUGUGUCGUGUCGCCACUAUCAUGUCUAUCGACUGAGAAAGCAAAUGCAUAUGAGGCACCUGUUACUCCUGGUACUGUCAAUGCUACUACUGAAGGUGUGUCUCAAGCACUUGCUCCUGUUCACGAAGCUCAGCUUGUUGUUCCUGAAGAACCUCUGGAAUCUGCACUGAUCAGUUCCAUAGGGGUGCCUGAAGCUGGAAAUGGGGAGUAUGACGAUGAUGAUGUGCUGGCUAUGUUGGCUAACUUCUCUGAAGAAGCUCCGUACACACUGGAUGAUUUCCAAAAUACUGAGAUGAUUAAUAAUCCCAAUCAAGUCGGUGUGAUUAGUAAUCCCGAUCAAGCCGUUGCUCUGCCAUCCUGUCCAGCUCUGGAUGGCAAUGAAAUCUACAGAAAUCUGGGAGAUAUUGGAAACUUGGCCACAUACAGCGCACCUCAGGGCCUGAUCAAUGGCUAUGUUGUUGAACACAACAACGCAGAUUUCAUGGAGUUGGUGGAUCUGGACGCCCCGCUGAACAGCUUCCAACAACAGCAACACCACAAUCAAUACGGAGAUCCUCUGCGUUUGCAGCAGAACAACUACAACAUGUACAACAACAACAACAAUGACGGUGUUUGCGAUGAUUUGAUGGACUUCGUCAAUAGCUGCUGGAAGCAUUCCGACGGCGGCCCAUAAUGAGAGUUGGUAGUGAUUGUAAACGAGAGAGAUCACCCUUUGAGCUGAAGGGGAUGAUCGAUUGAUUGUUUUAUUUAUUCGCAUCUGGAUUUUCGUUUCUGCAAUUGAGGCCAUAUCAUAUACACUACUUCAUAUGGUUUUGACAGUUAACUUUGUUUGGAUUCUUAUUUAUUGAAGUCGCUUAUUUCUUUCAUCCUUUGUUUCUGUUAUUUCGCCACUCUGAUCAACUCCAUAAUUCCAAAUGUGGCGUGUUCUUGUUA